Messenger RNA from Gasterosteus aculeatus aculeatus (three-spined stickleback), 5187 nucleotides. The record is from RefSeq and is a predicted model, not a curated record. Lineage: Eukaryota; Metazoa; Chordata; Actinopteri; Perciformes; Gasterosteidae.
GCCGAUCAGCGCCAGUUAGGAGGAGGAGGAGGAGGAGGAGGAGGGAGGUGGUAUCUCGUUCCCCCUCCAACAUCUCCUCCACUUUGCAUCUGUCCCUCGCAGUUUGAACAGCGUGUUUUUUUUUUUGCCUGGCUCCCUCUUCUUCUUCUUCUUCUCCUUCUUCUUCCUCCUCCUCUUCUUCUUCUUCUCUCGUCUUCUACCCACUCAUUGAUUCAGAGAGAGCAAGCAACGAAGAGAAAGACCGCGAUACACAGCCAUUCCCAGCCAGAGAGCCCAGCUAUUCUGCUACAGUGGAGUUAAUCAAGUUGAUGCAUACUGCUGCAGGUUAUGAGGACGGCAAGAUGGAGUUCCCAGACCACAGCAGACAUUUACUCCAGUGUCUGAGCGAGCAGCGGCACCAGGGCUUCCUGUGUGACUCCACGGUGCUGGUGGGCGAUGCCCAGUUUCGGGCCCACCGCGCUGUGCUGGCCUCCUGCAGCAUGUACUUUCACCUCUUCUACAAGGACCAGCUGGACAAGAGAGACGUGGUGCACCUCAACAACGACAUUGUCACGGCCCCGGCCUUUAACCUGCUCCUGGAGUUCAUGUACGAGGGCAAGCUGCAGUUCCAGGACCUUCCCGUGGAGGACGUGCUGGCGGCGGCCAGCUACUUGCACAUGUAUGACAUUGUCAAGGUGUGCAAGAAACGCUUGAAGCGGAAGGCCACGACGGAGGCCGACAGCACGCGCAGAGAAGAGGACGGCGGGUCCAGCUGCUCCGAUAAGGCCGACAGUCUGUCGGACGGUUCCACGGGCCGCCCCGCCACCGCGGACCUGCUGCACAGCGACGAAGAGGAGGAGGUGAAGGCCGAGGGAGGCCCGCUGUGGCUGAGGCUGCCGUCUGCGGACAGACCGGCGACACCCGCCGUGGCGAGAACCAGCCCGGCUCACGGCGAGGCCGAGAUGCAGGGCGGCGAAGGUCCGGGGGAGGGAGGAAAGCUGCUCUCCCCGGCCGGCAGCCCCACCAGCUCCGCCGGGUCCCUCUCGCAGAGGUCCCAUCGCUCGGUGAGCUCUCGCGGAGCGCACAGGGGCAGGAGGGUGUCGAACGACGCGUCCGACUGCGUCCUGGACCUGUCUGUGAAGCCCAUCGCCGGUAGCAACCACAGCAACCACCACCAGUCCUACUUCAGCGGGGCCGCCACGCCGGACCGCCUCCAGAGCCCGCUGGCGGUGAGGGUGAAAGUGGAGAGGGGCUCGGCUUCGGACGAGGACGAGGAACUGGGCGGCGGGGACUACGACAUGGAGCACAGCGGCAUCACCAAGGCGACGGCCCCCAGCGUCAACGGGGGCCUGACCCGCCACGGGGUCGGAGGGCCUCUGUCGGCCCAGCGGCGGCUCGGCCUGGAGGCGCACCUGUCCGCCCUGCGAGAGGCCUCCCUGGCCUCGGAGCUGGAGCGCGAGGACAAGCCCUCGGCCACAGCGGACGACGAGGACAUACUGGGGGGCGAAAACGAGCGCGCCCAGGCCGAGGUGACCGGCAUGGAUAGCUCCCUGCUGCCCUACGUCUCCAACAUGCUGUCGGCGCAACACACCCAGAUCUUCAUGUGCCCGCUGUGCAACAAGGUGUUCCCCUCCCCGCACAUCCUCCAGCUCCACCUCAGCUCCCACUUCAGGGAGCAGGAGGGCAUCCGCUCCAAGCCCGCCGGAGACGUCAACGUGCCCACCUGCACCAUCUGCAGCAAGACCUUCUCCUGCAUGUACACGCUGAAGCGCCACGAGCGGACACACUCCGGCGAGAAGCCCUACACCUGCACCACCUGCGGCAAGAGCUUCCAGUACUCGCACAACCUCAGCCGGCACGCGGUGGUGCACACGCGCGAGAAGCCGCACGCCUGCAAGUGGUGCGAGCGGCGCUUCACGCAGUCGGGGGACCUCUACCGGCACAUCCGCAAGUUCCACUGCGAACUGGUCAACUCGCUGUCGGUGAAGAGCGAGCCGCUGGCUCUGCCCAAUGUCAGGGAUUGGGCGAUCGAGGACAGCUCCCAGGAACUGUGGAAGUAGAAACGGACCGCUGGGUUUUGACGGAGGGAGAGAUGGCGGGGAGUGAAAGACGGGCAAUGGGGCAUGGAGAGGGAGGCGGGGGGGGGGUUUCAAGUGAGUCAUGUUCUUGUGUGUCGCAAAAUCUCAUUCAAUUGCACUUUAAUAGCACAUGAAAAUGUUACUACUGACUUUUUGUUUUCGUUGUCGUUGCUGUUCGGGGUAGUUUUGCCGUAUUCUAUUUUAUUCUGUAAAUCCAUGGCAUAGGUUUCUGUUUGGUGUUUAUUAUUUUUAUCGCGUCCUGAGGACACGCGGGACGCAGCGAGAGCGCCUCGCCUUCUCCAAGAGUUUUUUUUUUUUUUUUUUUCGCUCUCGUUUGUGUCUCACCUCAGACGCGUCACUCCCGGCGCUGCCCGGCGUCUCGGCCCCAGUCCCACCGGCGGCAAACGCCGGGCGCAUCAGAUCAGGUCGAACACACUGAAGUGAAAAAAAAAAGCAUAACAAUACACUAAACGGGUACUGUGAUCGCCUCGCACACACAGUUUGAAGAAGUGUAUGCGUGUGUGUGCGUGGUUGUGUCUUGAUACUGCACUACUCUGGCAAAACCUUCACCUGGCGUGCGUGAGUGUGUACGAGCGUGUGUGUGUGUGUGUGUGUGUGUUGAUUUCAUUUUUCUACUGGCAUAGAGUUGUCGUUGGUGAAGCGCUCCCCGCUUGGCCCGUUAAGCGCUUUGGUGUUGUGCGUUCAGGGUGAAGCUGACUGACUGACAGACGAACCGAUGGCACUCAUGCAAUGCACAGCUUCCUUUUUUUUCACUUCCAAUCAAUUUGAAGUAUUUUCUAAAAAUGUAAAGACCUUUACAAAAUUAUUAUAUUAAUUAUUAUUGUUAUUAAUAGAUUUCUUUUCUUAAAUCUAGCUGGCAGUCUUUAAAGCAUCUCUCGUUGAAAAGGUAUUUAAUUUAAGGUUGUUGUAUAUUGUUCUACUAUAGUUUUAGAAUUUAAAUCAGUUUAAAUUCUUUUCCUUUUUAAAUUAAUGAUUUUUUUUUUUUUGUAUUACUUUUUUUUUGUAAUGGGACCUGCUGUUGUUGCAUGACGUCCAAACCUGUAUAUUUUAAAAUAAAAAUGUGAAUUUGCUGUAUUACUGUACACAUUGUAAUUGAUCAAAUAUUUGACAACAGGCUUUCCUUUUCUUUUAAUUUCUUUGUGAAUACUACUCCAGGGUGCGGCCUGUUAAAAAACUGAAUAUUGUUCUGACAAAUAUGGGGAAAAAAAAUGCAUGAACAUUUGAUUUUGUCUUAAACCUUAAGUUGUGUUUUAUUUUGUUUGUUUUUUUGCAUCGGGAGGGAGAAGUUUGAACAUUACACUUUUGACAGUGACUUGGCGUUGCGGGUCGCUGGGCUCCUAGAAGAAUGUUACCGAAUGUGUUUCCGUCGGAUGCUGAAGCGACGUGAUGAAGCGUUUUAAGCCUGUGUGUACAUGCACUGAUCUCUGCGCGCCUGUGGCUCGGUUGUUACCAGUCAUAUUCAACCUACUGAAGAUCUACGUCCACCCAGCACUUCCUCCUCCUCCUGCUCCUCCUCAGGCGUUCGCUGUGUGUUUCUUUCCCACCUCUCACGUCUCCGCCUCUAGAAGGUGGUGAAGCCGUUUCUUAAUUACUUCUGCGUAUCGGGCACUUACUUCAGGUCUGUUGGCGGCAGUUAUGUGGCUCUGACCUUUGUGAAUGAGGGCGACGGAAAGAGAAGCAUCUGUCCCGCUGGAAGAUAAAGGGUCAGAUAUGUUUGUGCCGCGCUGAUUCCGUACAAACGCACGGCGUGAAUGUGACACGACGUCUGUACGUCUGCUUUCCUCUUAAAGCGCAAUCCUUACUUUGAGACCGACGACACAGAUUUGGCCUGAAAGCACCUAUUUAAGCUAAAAGACAUGAAAUUGACUUGACUUUUUUUUGCUGAAAAGUUGCCUUUGUUAAAAAAAAAAAAAAAAAAAACAUUUCUGACGCUAUGAAAGUAUCUGAUACUUUAGCGCUUUGGGGCAUAUUUGUGUAACCUGUGCAUAAAUUCAUGGAAUCUAUUGAAUUUAUCAGAAAAUAAUCUUAUUUUUUUGAACAUGUGAUUGGAAAACUCAUUUUCGUAUGCGAUCGUUGUGUUUUGGGUUUUCGGGCAACAUGAGUUUAAUAUUUUUUUUUUUUUUUUUGGAAACCUGAAAUUAGAAUUCAAAGUAACGGUCAAGCGUUUAUACAAUCCAAAAACAUUUGACACUGAAAGGUUGAACGCCCCCCUCCCCUCCCCCUCCCUGCCCCUCACUCGGCGUGUUUAUAUGUGCGAGUGCGCGCACACGCCCCCGUUGAUGUGCAUGUGGUGGGUGGGGUGGUUGUAUGUGUUGCCCUGUCAUCUGGUGGCACCUACAGGCUUUGCCAAGGCAACCGCGUGGGCGCCGCUGGGCCGGUUUGCAGCGCGCCGGCUCGUUUCUUCUCCUCCUUCUCCUCCUCCUCCUCCUCCUCGAGACGCUGUUUCUUCACUGGCAGCGUCUCUGCAUAUGUGCUCGCUCCAUCCUGCUGUUGUUUUCAUCAUUACUGCUGUUUCUUUUUUUUUUUUUGUUUUCCGUUGCUCUGGUUGUACUUGACCGCCUUAAACUGCUGUAGUCCGGGCUGUUAUAUUUGAUUUGAUUUUCAAAGUGUGAGCGCGCGGUGGAGUCGUGGGAGCGACGUCGACCGCUUCGAGCCGCUGUGAAGGAACCACCCCGACGAAACAUCUCCAUCUUUUGCUGUGCUUACUUGAAAACAAAGGGGAGGCGGGAGGGGAAGGGAGGGGGGGAUUUUUGUUGCAAGGUAUAAAAAUAAAAUUAGACAGACAUAGACAGUUUAUGGAAGGACAGAUGGGGCAGACUGAGUCUGUUUUGAAAAAGGACAAUCACUGUCUGGGAAAAACGAGCGGAUUUGGAUUCAGAUGUAUUUGCUCCCUCUUGAGAUUACAUUUUUUAUUUGCUUUUAUUUUUAUGUUCCUUUUUUCAGAUGUAGUCAUUUUUAGCUUUGACAAUCAUAGUUGGGUUGAUUUAUUUUUUUCUAAAGGGGAGUAAAUUCUAAUUGUGUUUUAGUUUUGUAAUUUUUUGGUGUGCUGUUGUUGACAUUUUUAAAUUGUGUGCAAACUGCAAUAAAUUAUAAGAAUCUUGAAAUUCAA